This is a messenger RNA of Cuscuta epithymum, 1846 nucleotides long. The record is from the annotation of a GenBank genome assembly. NCBI's taxonomy places the organism in Eukaryota, Viridiplantae, Streptophyta, Magnoliopsida, Solanales, Convolvulaceae.
UGGGCCUCUCCCACACCACUCUUGCUUUUGAGACAAAAGAGACACCUAUCUCUCUCCCUCUCUCACCCACUCGACCACCAUCAUCCAAGGAAGAGAAAACCUCCAAGAAAUAUACCUCCUCCAUAGCCUAACUCGUGCUGCAACUCAACAAGGAAGAAGAAAGAAGUUUGAGGAAGAAGAGGGGGUGGGAAAGUGUGUUGAUUGAGGAACUUGAUUAAAGUAUUUUUGAGCUUCGCCGGAGUUUCGCCGGAGUUGGUCAACGUUCGCCGGAGUUGGUCAAAGUUCACCGGAAAUUAGUCAAAGUUCAAUCGGGGAGCGUAGAACGCGCGUGAGCUCACUUAAGUUUCAGGUAGAACUUGAAGGUUGCUACCACCGCCCGUUGCUUCGGGAAGAUCAAAGGAGGGAGACGUGAAAUGGAGCCAGUCGGAAGGAUCACUAGGAGGAACCCGACGGGCCGUGUACCGGGUGGGUCCGAGCGCGGUAGCCGGGGGUCCUCUAGGGGAUCAAGAGGAAGAGGCCGCGGAGGCCGACAACAACAAACCGUAAGCGAUGGCCACGUCGAUACGGAAAGCGAGACCUAUUGGUCUUAUGAGGACUCGACCUACCGGCCGGAAACUGAGCCGGUUGAGACCCCUUAUGAAGGGGAUGACGACGAUGUUAGUGACGAGGAGGAAAAUGGCUCCUUGGCUAGGAUUGAAGCACUGCUCCAACAAUAUCAUCGGGAGCGUGAGGAAAGGAGAGAACGCCGAAGGCGCCGUGCGGGGCCACCUUCGGGCGGGGCUCCAAGAGGGAGGAGCUACUGUGAUUCGAGGACCCAUGUAGAAGCGCAUGGGAGCCGUGGUGAUGGAGGUCCAACCAUAAGGAUCUCCAAAUACAUCAAGGAGGCGAGAGACUUGGGGUGUAAACCGUUCGAUGGGACGGGAGACAUCUCAGUUGCCGCGCAGUGGAUCAAGAGGCUGAACGAGGCAGCCCUUGACAUGCAACUCACCCCCGAUUUCAAAUUGAGAAUCGGGGUGAGGUUACUUGAAGGGUUAGCAUCCAAGUGGUGGGAUGGAACCAAGGGUAAGUAUGGCGGGACAGUUACUUGGGAGGAUUUUCGGCAAGAAUUCUUUGCCCAAUACUACUCCGACUUUGAGGUAAACGCCAAAGUGAGGGAGUACACUCUUUUGACCCAAGGGGGUAACAUGACGGUGAAAGAACUUGAGCAUAAGUUCAGGGACCUUGCCGACCACAUACCGGAGUAUGCGUGUGAUGAGAACCGAAUGGUGAAUCACUUUUGGGAGGCCUUGGACUUGGAGAUACGUGAUAGGGCGACUCAAUUGCCCAACAUGACUUUCAGCCAAGUGGUUGCCCAGGGGUUGAAGGGAGAAAAGCAAUGGGAGGAAAGGAAGAAGAGGGACGCCGAGGAGGCAAAGAAGAGGAAAUGGGAGAGCCAUGGCCCCCAAGGUUCUAAUAAGAAAGGGAACCAUGGGGGAGGAGGAUCAUUCAGGGCACCGGCACCACCAUCUAGGGGAGGCUCAGGCACGGGUGGACAAACCUCGGGCUCGCAAGCCCCAAUGAUGAUUAGAUGCAGGAAUUGUAACAGGAACCAUGGGGGUAAGUGUCGUGACCCUCCUCGGUGCUACCAAUGUGGAGACACGGGGCAUAUUAAACCAAAUUGCCCUCAACUUGGUGGGAACCGAGGGGUGGGAUCAAGCGGCGCUACCACGGCAAGUAGGAACCGAAGCGGAGCACCCCAUGCUAGUAUGGGGCAGGGGGGAGCGAGCACAAGCAACGCGCCGUCCGUGAACCAAGGAAGGACUCAAGCUAGAGUCUACGCAAUGACCGAGGCCGACGCUCGGGCCAA